CCCACCAUUUCAUUUCCUCAGUGACUCAGUUCAUUACUCACUUGACUCACCCACUGAAUUUAUUUUUUUGUUGUUGUUGGUUUCCUUUUUCCUCUUUUUCUCCGUGCACCCAAAAGCCAGAGAGAAAGAGAAUUCUGUUGAAAAGUUUACAUCCAUGGCUUCCAUUUCCUCUGCUACUACCGCAAGUGCCCCGCCACCGUUUUACUUUGAUGAGAAGUGGAAGCUGUCAAAGAAGGAAGGGUCAUCCAGAAGCCGAUCCUCUACUGCUCCUUUCAUGAAGAGCUCGUCGCACAGAAGGUGUUCUUUCACAAGAAAGUGUGCUAGGCUUGUGAAGGAGCAGAGGGCGAGGUUCUACAUCGUGAAGCGCUGCGUCACCAUGCUCAUCUGCUGGAGAGACUAUAGCGAUUCUUGAAGAAAUUGAAAGAGGGAAAGAGAGAGGAGGGGGUCUAGAGGGAGAAACUUCUCUCUUUCCUCUUUGGUUCUAUGAGAUCGUUGUUGGGUAUGGAAGGAAGAGGAUGAAGUAUACGUGUAUAUAAUUUUUGUUUUUUUGUUUUUUCUUGCCCUUUUUGAUGUUUUUUGGGUUAGAUUUUUUUUGAGCUCUGAAUCUCCAUUGAAGGAGGAGACGGGUUCUUGAUGUUGCUGUUACUUCCACUGUUGCCUGUCUGAAAAUAGAGAGAGAGAGAUUGAAAUUGAACGAGAAUCAAAAAUAGCUUCAGCAUCCCAAUAUCGUUCCCACUUUAAUUUAAUUUCUCUGUUCGUUUUUCGUUGAUGGGUUUGGCAGAGACUUAAGACACUUCUUGAUUUCCCUA
Corylus avellana is the source of this 809-nucleotide messenger RNA. RefSeq names its product small polypeptide DEVIL 11. NCBI's taxonomy places the organism in Eukaryota, Viridiplantae, Streptophyta, Magnoliopsida, Fagales, Betulaceae. Gene Ontology annotation, biological process: negative regulation of cell population proliferation. The record is from RefSeq and is a predicted model, not a curated record.